CUUUAUUCCAAUAAAUAAAUUUUGAAAUAUAUCCGUGCUAGUUAUAAUCAAGCUGUGGCUGGAUCUGCUUGAGCUGCAACAAGCUUUUUAAACUCCAAUCGAAUUAUAAAUCUUGCCUCAUGCGUUAAACAGAUCACAGUUCCUUGCAGUGUUAAUACUUCAGCUUGGAUUAAAUUUUUUGUUAUAAACUGGUGAAUCAAGUGCGCAAGUCAAGUGGUUAGUUUUGGUGCUGUUAAUUAAUUAGGUUAUCAGGAUGGCUGAGUUAGCCAUGAACACACUGGGUCAAUCUUAUAAUGAUACAAAUGAUACCCAUAAAUUUGCGUUUGAUCUGGGGGAAUUUGUUGGUGAUUUAUCUGUUGACGAGGAUAAUGCCAGUGAUGAUAUUUCACUUGAAGGUCUACAGCAGGAGCUCGAAGAAUGCAAAAAUGAUGAUGUGGUAGCAAACAUAUUGUCCAAAGGAACAAAAUUACGGGAUUACACAAAGGGUGUUGAAAACAAUUUACGACAAGUUGAAUUGGACUCUAUUCAGGAUUACAUAAAAGAAAGUGACAAUCUAGUCUCACUUCAUGAUCAAAUUCGUGAUUGUGACCUCAUCCUUUCGCAAAUGGAAACAUUGCUUGGUGGGUUUCAGGAUGAAAUUGGUUCCAUCAGUUCAGACAUUAAAAUUCUUCAAGAGAAGUCCAUGGAUAUGGGACUCAAGCUGAAGAACCGCAAGGUUGCCGAAUCAAAAUUGGCCAAAUUUGUUGAAGAUAUAAUAGUCCCACCAAGGAUGAUAGACAUCAUUGUUGAUGGAGAGGUCAAUGAUGAAUAUAUGAGGACUCUUGAAAUUCUGAGUAAGAAGCUGAAGUUUGUUGAAGCCGAUUCAUUGGUUAAAACAUCUAACGCUCUUAAAGAUGUGCAGCCAGAGCUAGAAAAACUUCGACAAAAAGCAGUUUCAAAGGUAUUUGAGUUCAUUGUUCAAAAGCUCUAUGCAUUGCGAAAACCCAAAACAAAUAUCCAAAUAUUACAACAGAGUGUUCUGUUGAAGUACAGGUAUCUCAUGUCCUUUCUGAAGGAACACGGGAAGGAGAUAUAUAAUGAGGUUCGUGCGGCAUACAUCGACACUAUGAACAAGGUUCUAAGUGCACAAUUUCUUGCUUAUAUUCAAGCAUUGGAGAAGUUGCAAUUGGAUAUUGCAACAUCAAGUGAUCUGAUAGGUGUUGAGGCCAGAGGCACUAGUUUAUUUUCAAGAGGAAGAGAACCUUUGAAAAACCGGUCUGCUGUUUUUGCUCUUGGGGAUCGGCUGAACAUUCUCAAGGAAAUUGAUGAACCUGCGUUGAUUCCCCAUAUAGCUGAAGCUAGCUCCAGAAAGUAUCCUUAUGAAGUCCUUUUCAGGAGCUUGCACAAGUUGCUAAUGGAUUCCGCAUCUUCUGAGUACCUUUUCUGUGGUGAUUUCUUCGGUGAAGAAUCAAUAUUUGGUGAAAUAUUUGCAGGUCCACUUUUGGUUAUUGACGAGCACUUCAAUACAGUCCUUUCAAAUUGUUUUGAUGCAAUAGGUCUGAUGCUUAUGAUAUGUAUCAUUCACAGACACCAGGUCAUAAUGUCUCGCCGUCGGAUACCAUGUCUGGAUUCAUACUUGGAUAAGGUUAAUAUUUCUUUGUGGCCACGCUUCAAGAUGGUUUUUGAUAUGCACCUUAAUAGCUUGCGAAAUGCCAAUGUAAAGUCACUGUGGGAAGAUGAUGUUCAUCCACAUUAUGUCAUGAGACGCUAUGCUGAAUUCACAGCUUCACUGAUUCACCUUAAUGUGGAAUAUGGAGAUGGUCAGCUUGAACUGAACAUGGAAAGACUUCGAAUGGCUGUUGAUGACUUGCUUGUCAAGCUUGCAAAAACAUUUACCAAGCCAAAGUUGCAGACAGUGUUUCUAAUAAACAACUAUGACAUGACAAUUGCUGUGUUGAAGGAAGCUAGUGAAGGUGGGAAAAUCCAGAUGCACUUUGAAGAACUUCUGAAAAACAACACAGCUGUAUUUGUGGAGGAACUACUGCUGGAGCAUUUUAGCAAUCUUAUAAAGUUUGUUAAGAACAGAGCCUGUAAGUUCCUGGCACAAAUUACUUUUCAACUGUCUAAUAUGUAUAAAAGCCUGUUAGUUCAUCCACUGAUUUGCAUUUUAUUACUAGCUGAGGACUCGAGUGCUGGUUCUGAGAAGCCAAUUACUGUUGCUGAAGUGGAGCCACUUGUAAAAGACUUUGCCAGUAGAUGGAAAGCAGCGAUUGAGCUGAUGCACAAGGAUGUCAUCACUUCUUUUAGCAAUUUCCUAUGCGGAAUGGAUAUCUUAAGAGCUGCCAUGACUCAACUGCUCCUUUAUUAUACCAGACUCUCCGACUGCAUCAAGAAAAUUGCUGGCGGAUCUGCUCUAAACAAGGAUCUUGUUUCAAUAUCUUCGAUCAUGUAUGAAAUUAGGAAAUACUCUAGAACUUUCUAGGUCAUUGAUUGUGUGAAAGUAGCUGUGAGUGUUAAAUUUUGUGACAAGCAAAAAAUUAGACUUUACAAGAACUAAACAAGGUGUAAAUGACACUGGUGGAAUUUGUGGGUUGUAAGAAGGAAAAAUAUAUAAUUUUGGAUUAAAAUGCUACAAUCUAUAAGAAAUUUACAA
Messenger RNA from Daucus carota subsp. sativus, 2632 nucleotides. RefSeq names its product vacuolar protein sorting-associated protein 52 A. The transcript has 20 exons. Gene Ontology annotation, biological process: Golgi to vacuole transport; endocytic recycling; retrograde transport, endosome to Golgi. Bases 254 to 2461 code for a protein of 735 amino acids. Gene Ontology annotation, molecular function: syntaxin binding. Lineage: Eukaryota; Viridiplantae; Streptophyta; Magnoliopsida; Apiales; Apiaceae. The record is from RefSeq and is a predicted model, not a curated record. Gene Ontology annotation, cellular component: GARP complex.